Molecule: messenger RNA, 654 nt
Organism: Ogataea philodendri
Lineage: Eukaryota; Fungi; Ascomycota; Pichiomycetes; Pichiales; Pichiaceae
Exons: 1
Coding region: 1-654 (217 amino acids)
Biological process (GO): ergosterol biosynthetic process
Cellular component (GO): endoplasmic reticulum
Source: RefSeq, a predicted model, not a curated record
AUGAGAUUCCUCACGCUGGCGCUUAUCCCGAUCGUUGUGUACGGUGUUUUGAACCAGCUGUUCUACACGUGGUUGCCUGGCAACUACAUCUUCAACAAGAACGAGUUGCAGCAGAUCUGCGUCGACGCGAUCAAAAACCACCCUAACAACGUCACGGCCGUGAUGUACGCGGUGCAGGAGAAGAUGUCCGAGGUUUACGGCGAGCAGUACGUCAACAAGCUCAAUUUCGACGACUGGGUGUUCAACAACGCGGGUGGAGCCAUGGGCCAGAUGUUUAUUUUGCACGCGUCCAUUUCCGAGUACGUGAUCUUCUUUGGCACGGCCGUGGGAACGGAGGGCCACACGGGGAUCCACUUUGCCGACGACUACUUCACGAUUCUGUCGGGCGAGCAGCACGCGGCUUUCCCGAACCAGCUCGAGAAGAGCGUGUACCUGCCUGGUCAGGUGAAUCAUAUGGCCAAAGGAGAGUUUAGACAGUACGGGAUGCCACCGGGCUCCUUUGCGUUGGAGCUGGCCCAGGGAUGGAUCCCUGUGAUGCUGCCUUUUGGAUUCCUGGACACCUUGAGCUCGACGCUGGACUUUGUCACUCUGGGAAGAACCAUCUACUUCACCGGUAAAGACAUGUUGAAGAAUCUGGCUGCAGGUAAAUUCUGA